Molecule: messenger RNA, 699 nt
Organism: Diversispora eburnea
Lineage: Eukaryota; Fungi; Glomeromycota; Glomeromycetes; Diversisporales; Diversisporaceae
Source: the annotation of a GenBank genome assembly
AUGGAGAUAGAUACAUCAAAAUAUGUAAAACCUAUAGAAAGUGAUAAAUCAAUAGUUUCUGAAAGUAAAACGACGCCUUUUCGUAAAGUUAAUGCUGAGAUGUUGAUCGAUUUACCACCAAAAGCAUUUGAGGACUUUGAUAAAGGAGUUUAUACUUACAUGAAUGCAUUAAUGAUGCAAUACGUUGAUGAAUUGGAUGGAAUUGUACUCGCCUACGAAAAUGUUAAAUUGUGUGAUAAUACUGGCUAUAUAUAUGAAGAUUCGCCUUACAGCCAUUUCUUCGUUAGAGCCGAUUUUACACUUUGGGAUGCGUCAAUAGGAUGUAAAAUGGUGGGAAAAGUUGUUCGACAAUCUCCUUUACAUAUCUCUCUUUUACUUUAUGAUUCAUUUAAUGUAAAAAUCAAUCGUCAAUGCAUACCGGAUGAUAUUUUUGAAUGGCGUGACAAUGAUUCUUUAUAUAAUUCUAUUUUUGUUGGAAAUCAAUUAGAACUUGAUAAACUUUAUUUAGAAGGCCAGUGGUAUGAUAAAAGAACUGGUGGAGAAAUUACGGAUUGUUUAAUGGAAUUCGAGUCCACCGGAUCAGAAAUUGAUGAUGGUGUCAUAUUUGUAUUAGGCUCUCUUCAGUAUUACAUUAUACUGGCUAGAGAUCCUGAAACCAUUCAGGAUAGUCGCUCUAGCUGUAGGAUCAAUAUUCAAUAG